AUGGUGCCGCCGUGGUGGCUGCUCGUGGCGUUCGUGUUCGGCGGCGUGAGCGCCGCGUUAACGUCCAGCCGGGUGGUGCGCACCAAGUACGGCGACGUGAGCGGCGUGAUCGUGACGCCCGACAACCGGCGGUUGGACGCGGUCGAGGUGUUUCGCGGCGUGCCGUACGCCUCGCCGCCCGUCGGCUCGCUCCGGUUCAUGCCGCCGGUCACCGGGUCGCUGUGGUCGGGCGUCAAGGUGGCCGACCGGUUCGGCCCGGUGUGCCCGCAACGGCUGCCGAACGUGUCCGACGAGACGGCCGCGCUGAAGACGAUGGCACGCGGCCGCAUGCAGUACCUGCGCCGCCUGUUGCCGUACCUGCAGAACCAGAGCGAAGACUGCCUGUACCUGAACGUCUACGCCCCGGCACAAGGUUAG
Molecule: messenger RNA, 417 nt
Organism: Cinara cedri
Lineage: Eukaryota; Metazoa; Arthropoda; Insecta; Hemiptera; Aphididae
Source: the annotation of a GenBank genome assembly